Messenger RNA from Mytilinidion resinicola, 1167 nucleotides. RefSeq names its product FeS cluster assembly scaffold IscU. The record is from RefSeq and is a predicted model, not a curated record. The coding region runs from base 138 to 674 and encodes 178 amino acids. The transcript is spliced from 3 exons. Lineage: Eukaryota; Fungi; Ascomycota; Dothideomycetes; Mytilinidiales; Mytilinidiaceae. Gene Ontology annotation, molecular function: 2 iron, 2 sulfur cluster binding; ferrous iron binding. Gene Ontology annotation, biological process: intracellular iron ion homeostasis; iron-sulfur cluster assembly. Gene Ontology annotation, cellular component: mitochondrial matrix; cytoplasm.
AACGAGCUUUCGCGUCUCGAAGAACACCACAUCCACCACCUACAACCCACCUACCACCUACAAUCCAUCUGCGUAAUCUGCUUUUGCCAUCGACCUACCGCCCCUUCAACCUACACGCACAUCUCCAGCCCUCCACCAUGUUCAGGAGGAUCGCAACCACCGUCCCCGCGACCGCGGGCCGAGUUCUCUCCAGCGCUGCCAGACCCUCCAUCGCCUCUCCCAUACGGACCGCCGCGCCCGCGAGCCCGCGCAAUGUCGGCUCCAUGUCCAAGAACGACACCGAUGUCGGCACGGGGCUGGUCGGCGCGCCGGCGUGCGGCGACGUCAUGAAGCUGCAGAUCCGCGUCGACCCCAACGACAACACGAUCUCGGACGUCAAGUUCAAGACGUUUGGGUGCGGGAGCGCGAUUGCGAGUUCCUCGUAUUUGACCGAGUUGGUGCGGGGGAUGACGCUGGAGGAUGCGGCGAAGAUUCGGAAUACCGAGAUUGCGAAGGAGUUGUGUUUGCCGCCUGUGAAAUUGCAUUGCUCCAUGCUCGCCGAAGAUGCGAUCAAAUCCGCCAUCUCGAACUACUACACCAAGAACCCCAAGGCGCGCGCGACGGAUCUGGGAGGCACCGGUGCGCCGAUUCCGAAGGUCGAGAUUGAGACGGUAUCGGCGGGGUCAGCUGCGUGAGACUCUCUCAAAGAGAAAUGGGAUGGUUGAAAAUUGAGUCGGAAGGGGAUAGGUGGUUGUGGACGAAACGUCGUUUCAUACCCUGUGGCUUGGGUUUCUAUCACUGGAGACGGCGAGGACAACCGAAUUCUCCCCUUACUGAAAUGGCCCUGAUGGCGUUGGGGUUGGCGUGCUUGCUUGCUUGUGGUUUCUUCUUGAGAAGCGAGUGGGAAUUGAAAUUGGUAGUUUUGUAGCUAGUGCCUGAGACAAAUCUCAACUGCUUGAACCUACACCAGUAUCCUGCCAUCAUGAGUGUGAGAUACAAGACGGCGAUAACUGCGUUGUUAGUGACGUGGUGGUCAACAAUAAAGAAGCUUGCGAAAACGCCAAGCUGCAUCCCACAGCAAGCGAAGAAAUGAAGCGUAGAGGAUGACGGGGUCCCAAGUCUUAUGUAUGUAUCAAGAAAAGAACGAAGAACUAGAGUCCCGUGGAGCAACUACAGACUUAUGCAACC